GAAACCAUUCAGCUGCUCUGAGUGUGAGAAAAGUUUUAACUUCAAGUCGCAUCUGAAGAUACACAUGAGAUCUCAUACAGGAGAGAAACCUUUCAGCUGCCCAGUUUGUAGGAAAUCUUUUACACAGAAUGGACAUUUACAGAGACAUAUGAUUACUCAUACAGGAGAUAAGCCAUUUAUUUGCUCAGUGUGUGGUAAAACUUUCAGUGAAAGUGGACAUCUGAAGGGACACAUGAGAGCUCAUACAGGAGAGAAACCUUUCAGCUGCUCAGUGUGUGGUAAAGCUUUCAGUGAAAGUGGACAUCUGAAGGGACACAUGAGAACUCAUACAGGAGAGAAACCUUUCAGCUGCUCUGUGUGUGAUAAAUCUUUCAGUGAUAGUGGAAAUCUUAAGAAUCACAUGAGAACUCAUACAGGAGAAAAGCCUUUUAGCUGCUCAGUUUGUAAGAAAUCUUUUACACAAGGUGGAACUUUAAAGAAUCACAUGAAAAUCCACACAGGAGAGAAACCUUUGACCUGCAUUAUAUGUUGUCAAAGAUUUUCGCGAAAAGCUUUGCUAAAGAAUCAUAUGAAAACUCAUACAGGAGAGAAACCUUUCAGUUGCUCAUUGUGUGAUAAAGUAUUUAUACAGAAGGUUCAUCUGACACACCACAUGACACAUCACACAAGAGGGAAACUGUUCAGCUGCAGUGUUUGUAACCAAAGAUUUGUCUGGCGUCAUCAAGUCAAAAGACAUAAAUGUGUCGGUGGUCAGUCCUCAGAGCUUCAUCAGAGUCAAACUGAGGAGAACAGAGAGGCAGAGCCUCCGGCCAGCAGCUCGACUCAACAGAUCGAAACAUCUUAAUUUUAAAUGUCUUCACAGAAAUUACUCGACUCACAUGGCUUUUUUACACUUUAUUGGUAAA
Plectropomus leopardus (leopard coralgrouper) is the source of this 905-nucleotide messenger RNA. The record is from RefSeq and is a predicted model, not a curated record. Lineage: Eukaryota; Metazoa; Chordata; Actinopteri; Perciformes; Serranidae.